AUGAAGGACUUUAAGGAUUUGGGAACUUUAACCUCAGGACAACUUGCCCUGAAUAUUCUGGCAUUGACAGCUGCCUGCCAGACAAACUUUGUAACUGAAUACAAACUGGUCAAAAACCUGGAAGAGAAGUUCCAAGAGGAAAUAGACAGUUUAGAUACCUCUGGCCACCCACUGACUAACUACUACCAGCUUGGCUUGGAUGUCUUGGCUUUGUGUCUUCUAAAUGGAACCUAUUCAUCCUCCAAAAUUGCUGAGCUCUUCUCUGCAGAGCAAAUGAAGAGUUAUAUUAGUGGUCGGUUCUCUGUGGACACUGGGGCACUUGCAGUCCUGGCUCUGACUUGUGUGAACAGGCAAAGCCCAGAUAAAAUUAUCAGUAAAAAUAUAUUAGGGCUUGUGGAGAAGAUCCUGAAGGAGAAAAAACAAGAUGGCACCAUUGGAAAUAUCUAUAGUACGGGAGAAGCCAUGCAGGCCCUUUUUGUGACUCCAGAGUAUUAUAAGAAAGAAGACUGGGACUGCAAUCAGACUCUCAAAACCGUGCUAAGCCAGAUUCCUCGAGGAACAUUCGGCUUGCCCAUCGCUGCAGCCCAGGUGUUGCCUGCCCUGGAGGGCAAGUCGUACUUGGACAUUACCCAUGUUUCCUGUCAGUCCAGACAAGGUCACCUCAACAUCUCCACCCCAAAACCUACAGAACCCACUCACCAAUCCAAGAAUAUCUCAGUCACUUACAGUGUAGUGGAUUCCAUCAAUAACAACAUUAAUGAAUCCACCAUCGUCUCAGUGCCAAAGGAUUCUGUCUUCCUGAAGGUGAUGGAGGCGGCUCAAACCAAAAACUACGCCAAAUUUCGGUUCACAACGGAGUCAGGUCAAUGGGGACCAUAUGUCACCUCUGUUCAUGGUAUUCAGGCCAGCAGUAAAAACAGAACCUACUGGCAGCUCCUGAGUAAUCAUCAACCACUGGACCAAGGAGCUGGGACCUUUGUAGUGUCUGAUGGCGACAACCUGGAGGUCAGGCUGAGUCAAUAUUGAGGGAAGAGAUAUUGGAAGAGUCAUCCAACUACAAUAUCCAACCUUUCUACCUGUGGAGUCCACCCUAGGAUUCCUUGGAGAAAUAGAAGACCCCUUGCCUUUCUCCUCACUCAUCUCAGCCCCUUUGGGAGGCAGCUUUGUCCUUUCUCUCUCUCUCUCUCUCUCUCUCUCUCUCUCUCUCUCUCUCUCUCUCUCUCUCUCUCCCCUUACACAAUAAAAAUUCAACAGAA
Messenger RNA from Vombatus ursinus (common wombat), 1256 nucleotides. Its product is annotated as transcobalamin-1-like. The coding region runs from base 1 to 1026 and encodes 341 amino acids. The transcript has 8 exons. Gene Ontology annotation, molecular function: cobalamin binding. Gene Ontology annotation, biological process: cobalamin transport. Lineage: Eukaryota; Metazoa; Chordata; Mammalia; Diprotodontia; Vombatidae. The record is from RefSeq and is a predicted model, not a curated record.